Exophiala bonariae is the source of this 1533-nucleotide messenger RNA. RefSeq lists its product as uncharacterized. Bases 1 to 1533 code for a protein of 510 amino acids. The transcript has a single exon. The record is from RefSeq and is a predicted model, not a curated record. NCBI's taxonomy places the organism in Eukaryota, Fungi, Ascomycota, Eurotiomycetes, Chaetothyriales, Herpotrichiellaceae.
AUGGAUCAUGCCACCGUCCAACCAUCAGAUGGCUCACCAUACACCACCAUGUCUGCCUCCUCCUCCAUUGACUUGUCCUCUCCCACAACCUCCAUAUUUACUCGGGGUCAUUCCUCCAAGGGUUCUGGAUCGUCCAUCGCAUCUUCACCUAUCGCUCGAGAAUCCCUGGACAUGCAUAGUGGAGCAAAGAGGCUGGAAGAUGUGACGGAAGAACCGCAAGAGAAGGAUGAGUUUUCUGGCUAUACCUUGGUUGACCAUUCUCCUGAUGAUCUGAUCGAUUACAACAAGGCUUUCGCCGACAGUCACGACCACCUUUCACCCCCCAGUUCACCUGUGCAACCUGAGUGGACUUUGGGCAACACCAUUGACUGGCCCACCCCACCUCUUGAGCAACGUCAAUUCAAACGGCCGAGAUCCAUGGAUCAAGUUCCCCAGCCAGGCUCCCAUCGUCUGAGCGGUCGCUUAGGCUCACUGUCCAGGCGUUGGCGGAACAGGUCUGCAGCUGGGCCUCAGUUAUCUUUAGUCACUCACAUCAACUCUCCAGCUUCUCGUUCAGGUUCACUCAAUGGCUCUCAGAUUCUCAGUCCAGCCUUGAGUGCCAUUUCCAAGCAUGAGAGUAUGAUUGCGAGUUCUCCAUCGCAAGCCACAACAAGCCAGACUUCUUUCGAGCCCCAGUCAAUCCCUGUCGAUAUUGACUACAAACCUUCCGACCAAGAGGAGCCGGGCCAAGCUACCACACCUCUCCUGCCACCCGUCUUCUCAGAGUUGUUUGCAAAAGAACCUCCGAUACAGUCUCCACUUCAGUCUCCCUCGAUUGCUCCAACUUCGGCCGUCAUGAGUUCACGUACAUCCAUGGAAACUCCCCCAUUAUCUUAUCUUCCUUCCCCACCUCUCUCCACCAAACCGUCCAUGGUCUCUCUAUACAACAGGUCUCGGACCAGUACAAUCACCGGGGAAAUCCCUCCUUUGCAACUGCUGGAUGACAUUUAUGACCCAUGGGCUGUGAAGCUUGGUCAUGCCAACUUCUCCAUUCACCCCGAACCAUAUACGCCCGAAGAAAUGACACUUGACUCUUAUGCAGAGUUUAGAAACAACUGGGACCAAGCACGAACCAACUAUGCCAAACAAAUUGCCAGGACUGCCGAACACUACGGUCCAACUUCCAAGGUCUAUAGGUUGACUGAAGAAAAAUGGACCACGAUAGAUGAUCAGUGGAAAAGACAACAUACCAUCAUGAGGAAAGCCAUGGCACCUCUUCUGGCCCGACUUAGCGAUGGUGAUUCUGAGAUGCAAGAGUCGACGACAUCCAGUGCCGUCCUUGAAAAGCCCCUCACCAAGGUGAUUUUACCGGUCAUCGAUGACAAAAGUGGAAAAUUCCCCGAACUAGGCGAUAUGGAAAUCAUCGGACCCAUGUCCGUGGCUCGACCACGAGCACCCACGAAUCCUCACAAGACUAUCGACUCCAGAGUUUCACCACCCUCACCCAACAAGCGAAAUCUGUUCAAAAUCAUUUCGGAGAUCUUUCGCUCCUAA